CCCAAUUCACCUCCUGGUCCACCUCUUGUCAUUCCCUACUAUCUGCAGCGUCGACGAGCAUGUCAUCAACGCAAGAGCUCCUGAAGGAAGCGGGGGCGUCUUCCGAUCCCAAACGCGCCGAAGCGCUUUACAAGGAGAUCUUGGCAUCGCCAAGUAGCAAGCAUGCCUCCACGGAGGAGAAAGAGGCCGAGCUCCGCCAACAAGAGGCGGCUCUUGUGAAGCUCGGUGAACUAUACCGUGACCAGAACAAUGCCCAAGGUAUUGCAGAGGUCAUCAACCUCUCGCGCGGAUUCGUUUCAUCUAUUGCGAAGGCGAAGACGGCGAAGCUUAUCCGUACACUUCUCGACUGCUUCAAUAGCAUCCCCAACAGCCAGAAGAUUCAAAUGGGUGUCUUGCACGAGAACAUCGAAUGGGCAAAGCGCGAAAAGCGGAUAUUCCUCAAGCACAGUCUCGAGACCCGGCUAGUUGGCCUCCAACUGGACACGCAACAAUACAAACCUGCACUUGCUCUAAUCGAGACCCUACUUACGGAGCUCAAGCGACUGGACGACAAGAUGGUGCUUACCGAGGUGCACCUUCUGGAGUCCAGGGUAUACCGAGGAGUUGGCAAUUUGGCAAAGGCGAAGGCCGCAUUGACGUCUGCUCGGACCGCCGCGAACUCAAUAUACUGCCCACCACACCUCCAAGCCCGUCUCGACCUCCAGUCCGGUAUCCUCCACGCCGAAGACAAGGACUACACAACCGCAUACUCCUACUUCUACGAGACGUUUGAGAACUUGAGCACGCAAGACGACCCGAGCGCUCUCGGCGCGCUGAAGUACAUGCUGCUCUGCAAAGUCAUGCUCAACCUUCCUGAAGACGUGACUUCGCUUCUCUCAAUCAAGCUUGCGUCGAAGUACGCGCAAUUGCGGGACGUGGAGAGCAUGCGCGCGAUCGCGCGUGCGCACCAGAAGCGGAAUCUCGCGGACUUCGAGAAAGCGCUGAAGGACUAUCAACAAGAGCUCUCGUCGGACCCCACGAUCCGGACACACUUGUCCGCGUUGUACGACACCCUGCUCGAGCAGAAUCUGCUCCGCAUCGUCGAGCCGUACUCGGUCGUUGAGAUUGAGUACAUCGCACAGCAGGUCGGCCAGGGCCGGCAAGCGGUCGAGCUGAAGUUGUCGCAGAUGAUUUUGGACAAGAUCUUCCACGGCGUGCUUGAUCAGGGUCGCGGAUGCCUGCUCAUCUUCGAGGAGCCCCAGGCAGAUAGGACAUACGGUGCUGCGAUCGACACACUGGAACAAGUCGGCAAGGUCGUGGACUCUCUAUAUGCCAAGACUGUCAAGUUAGCAUGAUGUGUUACGCGACACUUGUAACUUUCUGUAUAUCAUUGCGUUUGCAUCUCC
Messenger RNA from Trametes versicolor FP-101664 SS1, 1385 nucleotides. RefSeq names its product PCI-domain-containing protein. Gene Ontology annotation, biological process: ubiquitin-dependent protein catabolic process. NCBI's taxonomy places the organism in Eukaryota, Fungi, Basidiomycota, Agaricomycetes, Polyporales, Polyporaceae. Gene Ontology annotation, molecular function: structural molecule activity; protein binding. Gene Ontology annotation, cellular component: proteasome regulatory particle, lid subcomplex. The record is from RefSeq and is a predicted model, not a curated record. The transcript is spliced from 11 exons. The coding region runs from base 60 to 1334 and encodes 424 amino acids.